Neodiprion virginianus is the source of this 6315-nucleotide messenger RNA. Its product is annotated as peroxisome proliferator-activated receptor gamma coactivator 1-alpha-like. The record is from RefSeq and is a predicted model, not a curated record. The transcript is spliced from 14 exons. Gene Ontology annotation, molecular function: RNA binding; transcription factor binding. Gene Ontology annotation, cellular component: nucleus. Lineage: Eukaryota; Metazoa; Arthropoda; Insecta; Hymenoptera; Diprionidae. The coding region runs from base 1181 to 4396 and encodes 1071 amino acids. Gene Ontology annotation, biological process: positive regulation of transcription by RNA polymerase II.
AAAGGGAAGAAAUCUUGGCGUGCAUUUCACUCGAACGCAGUCUCUGGUAAAAUGGGAUGAACCGAUGAAUGAAAGAAUAGCGUCGCCACCGCAUUCGUGUCAUUUUAGCGUCACGUGACACCUUGCCAAAUUCCGAUCAUGCCGUGUCUCUCCGGUAACCAGAGGCCGCCACUCUAGUUCAACCAACCCCAAACUGUAUCAGCGGACGGAUGUGUGUGUGCAAGUGUAGCUGUGUUAGGAUAAGCAAGAAGGAUGCUUCGCUCAGUUUAGUGUGCGAAAUGCGUGCCUUCGACGCUUGCCGUUUUGCAGAGUAGACAGAGACAGAGACAGAGAGAAGGAGAUACGUACGUACGGACACAUGUGACGGUGUAAAAUAGCAUAUCGGUCGGGAAUUAUAUAUCAACAAGUAAGUAACGAUUGAUAACGUGCGAAAUUCAUACCGUUCAACGUGACUAAGAUCGGUGAACAAAGCUCAACGGUGUUACGUGAUCUCGGUUUAUUUAUACCAAAGAUUGCGGGGCUAAAUAUGUGAAGCCUGGAGGAGGUAGUACGGUGCUGCGGCCUGCUGGGGCGGUGAUCUCUUUCGCAAAGUGUGUGCGUGCUUUUGUGUGUUUCCACGCGGUGUGAACUGUACAACAUACGUUGAUACGCGUACGUUUCGCAUCACGGCAGCGUUACUUUGUGGAGGAAAUACGCCCUGACUAAACUACAUACCUCGCGUCGUUCACCCUUCCCAUUGUAAAGUACCUGCAGUUAAGUGGAAAUACUCGACCGAUCACCGUACCAAGGUUCGCUCGUGGCCUUAGCGCGAGGUGAACGAUACAAAUUGUGCAUACAUAUUGUACACAUGUCAUUACUCACACACCUUCGUACGGCACGCGAUUUCUUUAUUCCACAUUCGCUAAUCUAGCUGUGAAUGAGCGAUUCUCUUUUACACGUGUACGCAGAGGCGUCGUAAAUACGCAUAAAUCAUCGCGUCGGUGUGAAGAAAACAGCUCUGCGCCAGUGCAUCGGCAUCCGCGUGAAUCAGUGUCCGAGGCAUGCCGCGUCCCACAAGGAUUGUUAAUUCACCGUUAAAAUACACAGUAUUCACCUCGAUAUUCGGCAGGAUUUUACCCGACGAUAUAUAACAUUACUAAACAGAGUGCAGUUGCAUUAUAACAACAAACCUGGACGGGUCAUGGAAACUGGAUUUUUAAAUUUUCGCGACGAGGAACACUUCUCAGGUUUCUCUUUGCCACUUGAUCAGCAUGAUAUGCUGGAAGAAUCACACAGCUCACUCAUGGAGUUAAUGCAAGAUGACUUCCACUGUAACUUAGACUCGCGCAUCGAUCCUUCUGCAGUUCUUUGGGGCACCGAGCAAGAAUUGAACGGCGACAUGGCUGUAUUGCCCGACUCUGGGGUGGCAACAGUUUACCCAAAAAUGGAACACAUCAAGGAAGACUUUGCCAAAAUGCUAACCGAUUGGCAGGAACAUAUAGGUUCACUACAGGCCUCAGAUCUGGAGGAAGAUAUGGAUGUGAAAGAUAUGGUGGGGCUCGACAUAGACGUGCCUAAAAUAGUGGCUGUUGAUGUUCAGGAUAACAUUUUCGAAACUGAACCAUCAGUGUUGAAGAUAAGCAAGGAAAAAAAAAACCCCAGCUCUUUUGUUAAAGUAAAAAUCGAAAGACCAGACUCUCCGCAAAACGUAGACUCUUACGCAACAGAGAAUACGAAGGUCGAGAAUUGGGUCUGUCCGGACUUGAAACAGCCGAAAAUAGAGGGAAACACAACUAUGGAAUAUAGUCGUCCUGUCAAACUCAAAACAAAUGUGGAUAGGACAGAUGUUGUGUUGAAAUACUUAAAAGUCGAAAAAGAGGAAACAAACCACAUUGGAGAGACUGAGAUGGAAGACUGCAUAGACGUGGAAACUGUGUCUGAACAAGUACCCGUACUAGAAGCUGGAGAUGUAAAGAGUCUUCUGGAACAAUUCGAGGCAUCAGAGGCUGUCACUCCGAAGUCAUCGGUAAGCGGGUAUGGAAAAGGAGGGAUCUUGCCAGGCGAGACUUUGGCCCCCUGCAAAAGUAAAUCUAUCACACCUGCUGGCAGGUCUCUCUUGUCACCGUUAAAGAAACCGGCAGAAGUCGUAGACUCGACGCUAAAUCAAAAUAUAAUGGAUUCCUUACCUAAGGAAGUGAUCGAUAGGAUAAAGGCAUCUGGACGCAAAAGAGUUAUACCUUUGAUUCCUGCAAUACCAACAAAAAAAUGUACUCGAAGUAGCGGCACUCGUAUGCAAGAUGCAGCAGCUACGCUUUCUCGUAACAAACUACUGAAAAUCGUAACUUAUAAUACAAAUGGAAAUGGUAGAGUCGAUGGUUCGGUUCAAUUGGAUCACGAUUACUGUAGCAGCGUGGGCUCAGCAUUGAGGAGUUUAGAGAGUAAUGCCGAGUAUAAUGGACAAUGCAACAGCGAAAGUGAUAAAUGUGCGUUACCAACCAAAGACGAAAGCCUGAAACAAACGUCGAAUAACCAAGCAAGCGUUUGCGGUAACAAUUUAGAAACUUGUCGAAUUGUGGCGGGUAAGAAAAUAUCACCUAAAUAUCACGGUGGAGACAGCUGGAUUGAUCAGAACUCUAAAAAGGACAGUGGCUUAGAGUCAGGGGACGUGAGUGAUGCAAGUGAAGAAUCACCACCUACGACAAAUCUCUCGAAUAAGGCUAAGAGCAACGAAGGAACUGUAGAACGACAGAAGGAGCAAUCACAAGACAGCGUCCUGAAGCAGAACAAUAAUGUUGUUGUGAAUAAACUAAGUACAAGUAAGUCUGUGAUUAAACCAUCUCCUGUACAUGAGAUGAAAAUACGUUCCGCAUUAGCGACGAGUAUUCUGCAACUGCGAAAAGGUGUCCUGACAAAGACAAAGCCUGUCCUAGAUAUCGGAAAUGGGAGGAGAGCUGGUGCAUACAUGUUCGGAAUUGAAAGUGGUAAUCCUAAGGUGAAGCAGAUGGUAUCGGUGUUGAAGAAGCCACCCGUUUCAACCUCGACUCUGAUUAGUAAUGUGAACGAAAGUAUAGUCACUACUACGAACAGUUCUAACAACGAAGUGCAGAACAUUAUCGUUCAGGAUUUGGAACAACAAGGAAGUGGAGAGGAAGAGAUGAAGAAACCAGCGCGAAGAAAACUUAAUCUUGCCGAGUAUCGCAGUAGGCGAGACAAAAAUCGCAGCGACAAUAGCAGGACCAGUUCACCCAUUCAACCUAUGACUCUGAUUUAUAUUCAUCAUGUAUCUACGACUACAGAACCAAUAAAAGACGAUCCGGAAAAUCCUGUGUGGUCAGAAAGAGAGAUAGUCUCUGUAUUGAAACCUAAAGCUGAAAUUGAAGAGGCGAAAAAUAGGCCUAAAAUGCCUACUGAAGAUGCUGGAAUACAGACCAACGAAACAGUCUUUGAAAAUCCAGCUAAAACCAAUAAUAUUAUUAACGAGAACAGGACAAGUCAAGUAAGAGACAGAAAGAAUCGACAAUACAGGCGGCGAAGGAAUAGUUCUAGCUCAAGUCGUUCUAGAUCGCGGAGUAGAAGUAAAAGCAGAAGUAGAAGCACGUCGCAUAGACGAGGCGCCACACGAAGAAGAAGAUUCAGUCACAGGCGUAGCUCGGUCAGCUCCACUAGCAGCUGGUCCUCUCGUUCUCGAUCUAGGUCUAGAUCAACAUCGCGAUCUCUCUCCACGUCUAGGUCACGCUCCAGGUCAUCCAGAUCCAGAUCCAGGUCUAGGUCUAGGUCCAGAUCUAGGUCCAGGUCAAGGUCUUCAAGAUAUUCGAGUUGCUCAAGGUCUUCGACUCCGUCGAAUUCUGGAAAAGGUAAAAGGUCAGGUCAACGAAGACAGCCAAUGCGCAAUCAUGGUCCGAGUUAUUAUAGACACAGGCGGAACUCCUCUGAUAGCAGUCACAGCUACCGAAGCUGGAGGAGGUCGUCUUCUACUCUUCGAAGAAAACCAUAUGACACAUGGACUGACAGAGAGAAACAGAGGCAAGUAGAAGAACGCCGAGUCAUUUAUGUCGGCAGAUUGGAAGAGGGUGUUUUGAAGGCUGACCUACGCAGAAGAUUUGAACAAUUUGGUCCAGUUGUUGAUAUCAGCGUACACUUUCGGGAACAUGGAGAUAAUUAUGGAUUCGUCACAUUUGCAUACAAAACCGACGCGUAUGAAGCUGUUGAACAUGGGAAUGAUGACCCGAUGCAACCUAGUUAUGACCUCUGCUUUGGUGGCCGUAGAGCUUUUUGUAAAGUUAAAUAUGCAGACCUUGAUGGGAUUGCGAGCAAUUCGUUUGGCGGAGGAAGGAGUGGCUCUAAGUUAGAUCAGGAUAACUCGUUUGAUCUUUUAUUGAAAGAAGCUCAGGCUAAGCUACGCAAAAGAAAGGUUUGACACACGUAUCAUUUAUUCAUAGUAAGUUCUAACUUAGUACACGAUGAUAAACAUAUACCGCAACAACUAUUAUGAUUGUAUAAAAAGAAUAGAGGAACAAAAGGUUCCAAGAAAAAAGAAAAAAACAAAAAAAAUCGGGAAAGCAAGAAAAUUAUGAACAUAAUUCGUAUAUGAUAGAAAUGUAGGUGAUUGUAGUAUUUAAAUGAAAAAAACGUGCGCACAGAUGCGCAUGUAAUAUCGCCAAACUCGCGUUUCUGAUAUACUGUAUAUUUAAUCAUUAAGCACGCCCUUUACAUUUAUUGCUAUGAACGGAAACCAUUUUAAUAGUAAAGGUUUAAAUGUGUUUUAGGUAGAAUUUUUAGGUACACAAGUAAUCAAUUAUUACCGAUACUAAUGUGUACUCAUCGGUUCUCCAUCAGACUACUCAAUUUGUUAUACUACUACUCUAUAUCUUUGGUUGACUUAGACGUUUUUACCACAGGACUAUGUAUCGGCCAUUUCAUUACAAUACUGCAAUAUUAUCUUGAAUUGACUUUCUGACCAGAUUCAUCUGCUAAAUUUAAUACACGUGUACACGUAUGAUUAAGGAGGUUGAAAGCCUCUGCAGUUACGGGAAAAGGAGUGGUUCGCUCUCAUGUGAUGUUGACUUCCUAGUUAUCCGCAUUACAUAACUUUUUGCAUAUCUGUUUACAUCUUGUCAAUACGUUUCUUCGCGAUGUCUCUGUCACAAGAUGUCAGAUGGCUUGCAACUUUAAUUCUAUUUCAUCUGGAAGCACGUUGACAACUUCUUUAAAAUUUCAAAAUUUCUACAUAUUUCCUGUUAUCUCAACUUGAGCAAUCAAUCCCCGCAACAGUCCGCGAACCUCUAGUUAGAAUGAAUGUAAUUUAUGGUCUACUUUAGAGAUUCAAAUAACUACAACAAUUAUUACGCUCUAACAGUUUUUUGCAUAUUUUGCAUUAUUGAAAAUUUAUUUACAAGCGUGAAUGAUGUUAGUCUUACCUAGAUUGGAAAUUUUUUAUUACUAUGAGCCCGUAAAUGGCAUGAGUACAAAAUGCUCUGUUCACGUAUUAUGUUUACGAUAUUUUUGCCACUAUUUAUUUAUCAAUAUCGCCAACAUUAUUAUUUUUUUGAGCACCUUACCGGAAAUAUGUCCUGCUGUCGAUGUAUUACAAAGAAUAAUCAUAUGUAUAUGUGAACACGUGGCAUUUCACCAAUAAAACGUAUGUAUACAUGCCAUGCAACUGUUCUUGUAUGUUAUUAUCGUUAGGUAGAUAUGGAUUAACUGAUAUCGUAUUGGCGAUUGAACGUAUUUAUUGCGUAGUUAUAAUUGAACCAUCGAUCGUCAAACCCCCAGAAGUAACGUCAGAAGAUUAUAGUUGUAACCAUGAACUGGUUGAAGUGUAAGAUGAAAUUUAGGCAAAUAACUAGAAUUUAGAGUGAUAAUAAACGAUGAGGAUAAAUUUUGCCAUGACUCAUUCAUCGCGAUAUCUCAUCGUUGACGAUUACUUGAUAAAAAAAAAAAAAAAUAAAAAAAAUGUAAGUUAAUAGAAACAAAAAGAUAUCCUAUUAAUUGCUCCGAAUCGUGAACCUUUCAGUGGUACAAUUGAUAUCUAUUAUCACAGGUUUAAAGUUUUAUCGUAUGUCGUAGAAUCGUAUUUAACUGAUUUCUUGUUGAAAAAUACACAGAAAAAAAUAAAAUAAAAUCAAGUAAUUAAGAAGUACUCACAGUCUGAUUCACUGCUACGUACAAACUCAAGAGUCUAGCUAAUCUUAAUCAUAUGAUCUGUUAAAAGAGACACAGAUUAUAUUUGAACUUACAUGCAAAUGCUCAUCUUAUUCCUUAUAUUACAAUAUUCUCAGAGCUGAAGACUACAUUUAUAUUGUAGACGAAAAUAAUAAAUGAAGUAAUGUAUCCGUU